Molecule: messenger RNA, 1536 nt
Organism: Gigantopelta aegis
Lineage: Eukaryota; Metazoa; Mollusca; Gastropoda; Neomphalida; Peltospiridae
Product: deleted in malignant brain tumors 1 protein-like
Exons: 12
Coding region: 1-1536 (511 amino acids)
Cellular component (GO): membrane
Source: RefSeq, a predicted model, not a curated record
AUGUCAAGCAGUCCUAUUGGAUCUCAUAGUUGUGGUCACUCUGAUGAAGCUGGUGUCGAAUGUGAAGUUAACUCCACUGUGAACUGUACUUAUGGUGAUGUUAGAUUGGUAGGUGGUUCAACACAAUAUGAAGGUAGAUUAGAAGUCUGUAUCAAUGGAGUGUGGGGCACAGUAUGUGAUGAUAGUUGGGGAAGUAGUGACGCUACUGUUGUCUGCAAACAACUAGGAUAUGCUUACACUGGAUAUGGUAUAGCUAAACUCAAUUCUCACUAUGGUGCUGGUAGUGGAGAAAUCUGGCUAGAUGAUGUAGCCUGUACUUCAUCUAAUACUAAACUGUUACAAUGUUCUAGUAGUCCUAUUGGAUCUCAUAGUUGUGGUCACUCUGAUGAAGCUGGUGUCGAAUGUGAAGCUCCAUGUACUAAUGGUGAUCUACGUCUUGUUGGUGGUAAUGUUGAGCAGGAAGGAAGAGUAGAGAUAUGUAUUGGAAAUAUUUGGGGCACAGUUUGUGAUGAUUACUGGGGUAACACAGAUGCUCAAGUAGUUUGUGGUAAACUUGGAUAUCUAAAAACAGAUGCAAUUGCAUUUGCUAAUGCCAAGUUUGGUGCUGGUAUAGGUAGUGUUUACCUUGAUGAUGUACAAUGUAGUGGAUCUGAGACAAGUUUAUUAAGUUGUACUUAUGAUUCUAAUACUGCUGACUGUACUCAUAGUUCUGAUGCAGGAGUAAGAUGUCAAGCUCCAUGUACUAAUGGUGAUCUACGUCUUGUUGGUGGUAAUGUUGAGCAGGAAGGAAGAGUAGAGAUAUGUAUUGGAAAUAUUUGGGGCACAGUUUGUGAUGAUUACUGGGGUAACACAGAUGCUCAAGUAGUUUGUGGUAAACUUGGAUAUCUAAAAACAGAUGGUAUAGCUAAACUCAAUUCUCACUAUGGUGCUGGUAGUGGAGAAAUCUGGCUAGAUGAUGUAGCCUGUACUUCAUCUAAUACUAAACUGUUACAAUGUUCUAGUAGUCCUAUUGGAUCUCAUAGUUGUGGUCACUCUGAUGAAGCUGGUGUCGAAUGUGAAGCUCCAUGUACUAAUGGUGAUCUACGUCUUGUUGGUGGUAAUGUUGAGCAGGAAGGAAGAGUAGAGAUAUGUAUUGGAAAUAUUUGGGGCACAGUUUGUGAUGAUUACUGGGGUAACACAGAUGCUCAAGUAGUUUGUGGUAAACUUGGAUAUCUAAAAACAGCUCCAUGUACUAAUGGUGAUCUACGUCUUGUUGGUGGUAAUGUUGACCAAGAAGGAAGAGUAGAGAUAUGUAUUGGAAAUAUUUGGGGCACAGUUUGUGAUGAUUACUGGGGUAACACAGAUGCUCAAGUAGUUUGUGGUAAACUUGGAUAUCUAAAAACAGUUAACUCCACUGUGAACUGUACUUAUGGUGAUGUUAGAUUGCUAGGCGGUUCAACACAAUAUGAAGGUAGAUUAGAAGUCUGUAUCAAUGGAGUGUGGGGCACAGUUGUAGCCACAGUGAAGAUGCUGGAGUUAGAUGUCAAUGUGAGAUAA